Molecule: messenger RNA, 1708 nt
Organism: Lytechinus variegatus (green sea urchin)
Lineage: Eukaryota; Metazoa; Echinodermata; Echinoidea; Temnopleuroida; Toxopneustidae
Gene: opa3
Product: putative OPA3-like protein CG13603
Exons: 2
Coding region: 203-670 (155 amino acids)
Biological process (GO): regulation of lipid metabolic process
Cellular component (GO): mitochondrion
Source: RefSeq, a predicted model, not a curated record
UUAUUUUUUUUGUAUUUUCAAUUAAGCUUACUAUUUUAAACACUCGGAUACUAAUUUGAAAUGCUUUCAGAGACUUGACUUAUCAAUAAAAAUGUACAAGAAAAAUGUAGAAAUGACAGCAAAAAGACUAACAUAAACAUUUCAGCAGAUGAGGCUCUGCAAUUUUUUUGCGUGAGAAAAGGUGGUAAUUUUCUUGUAAAAAAUGGUUUUUCCGAUAAUAAAACUUGGAACUCUUGCAGUGAAGCAGAUCAGCAAACCUAUGUCCAAAGCUAUUCGAAAUAUGGCUAAGAAUAGUCCAUUUAUGAGGAAAUAUGUGUGCAUGCCUCCUGCCCAGUUUUACCAUUGGUUGGAUGUGAACCUGAGAAUGCGAAUUCUUGGUCUGGGAAAAGCAACUGAAGUGAAACCUUUAAGCAAUGAAGCAGCUGUAGAACUAGGAGCAGAGAUCAUCAGUGAAAGCUUUCUAUUUUCUGUAGCAACAGGAACAAUCGCAUUUGAAUAUUGGAGAUCAUCGAAAAAAGAAGAAAAACAUGAAUCCCAACAAAGCUUGGAUAUAAAGAAACUACAAUCACAGGUUCAAGAGCUUGGGCUCCUCAUUGAAGAACAAGAUGCAAAGUUACGCGAAUUCAAUAGAUUAUUAGUAGAAUAUGCACCCUCUUCAAAGAAAAAAUGAAUAUAGGUGUAGAUGUUUUUAUAUUUGUGUAUAAAAAGAAUUUAUAUAGUAAAUAAAGGUAAUUAAGUAAUAAAUAAAUGAAUAUUAUUUGGUGCUUGUUUUGUACCUAUGUGUGCAAGCUUUCAAUUUGAGAUUGAUCUACAAUCAGUGUUAUGGAUUUGUGAUUUAUCUUAUAUACUAGUUUCUUAGCCCUGUUUGGUGAAGUGAACAGCAAUAAACUGUAGUUUGAAAACUCACUAGAAAGGUUGAUUUUCUCCUAUGUUGUUAUCACUUAUUCAGGGCUUAAACUAAUCUGAGGUCAUGGCUGUGGAUACCUUGGCUGAAGAAUCAGCAAAAUUGAAAUAAAGAUUAAGGGCUGAAUUGAAAGAUCAGCUAGUUUGAAAUAGAGCUGACCAAUUUAAAGUGGUUACUGCUUGACAAUACUCUUGUAGAAAACAUGCUGUUUGAGGCAAAUAUAGAAUCUAUUCAAACACAACUUCAACCCUAAUUUUUAUAAACCUCCCACUAUUUUGAAUCAUGUCAUAACUAAUGCUAACCUACUUUCUUCUGAAAAUCAAUGCAAGAGCCAUUCUUACGAUAGCAAUUUUUUAUUACUAAUUAUAGUGUAAUUGGAAAUAUGUUAUGCAAUGUGAGACAAUCAUAUAGUUAUAUAACACCAUGCACAUAAAUCUGCAAUUGUCUGGAAAAAAAACAGAGUAUUAAAAAAAUACAUGUAGUUUGUUGAAUUACAUACAAAUUUAGUUUUUUUUUUACUGGUUUUACCCAUCUGCAUAAAAUAUGAAUGUACAUGCAAUAGUGUUAACAACUAACCAGUACUAAAUUUAGAAUAUAUAUGUGUUCAAUAUUGCAAUGAUGUAGAAUUGUUCAUGAGGUGAUGGUACAGUGUAAAAUGAUAACAUGUUUAUCAAUAUUUUUCUUGAUCGGUUUCUUGAAUAGCAAUGUUUUUAUUGAUAAGGGAGGGGGGUCCAAAAAAUUUCUGGUUUUUCCUUUCCCUCUUUCCCCUUUUCUCUCCCGUCUCCUCCCAUCCUUUGUUUUGUU